This is a messenger RNA of Pyricularia oryzae 70-15, 468 nucleotides long. RefSeq lists its product as uncharacterized. The coding region runs from base 1 to 468 and encodes 155 amino acids. Lineage: Eukaryota; Fungi; Ascomycota; Sordariomycetes; Magnaporthales; Pyriculariaceae. The transcript has 2 exons. The record is from RefSeq and is a predicted model, not a curated record.
AUGUGGCGGAUUUCAACCUUGCUGCAGGCUAUCUUGUGUCUGCAGGCCCACGCGGCUGUCACACAACCAGAACAGCCGCUGAUUGCCUUUAAUGUCAUGAACCUCACGGCCAAGGCGGAGACGCUAAGCCAUCGCGUUGAAUACAACUUCCUCGUCCGGACCACGCAUUCGGGUCCAAUGGUUCAGUGCAACUCCCUGCAGACCAACCUCAACGAGUCUCUGUCCAACGUCUCAAUGACCAGCUGCGAUCCCAACUCUGGCUUAUCCUUCUCGUGGCGACAGUUCAACGACGGCCACGCCGAGCUGAUGCUGCUGCGCAAGAUGUCCGACACGCUGCCGGUUAGGGACGUCGGCAUCCACACCAUCAGCAGUGACGAGAUUGGCGAGGUGGCUUCCGGCACUCAGUUUGAGCACCAGGCAUACCUUGGACCGUCCAACUUUACCGUUCCGGUCGUGAGGGUAUAUUGA